Molecule: messenger RNA, 2905 nt
Organism: Thalassophryne amazonica
Lineage: Eukaryota; Metazoa; Chordata; Actinopteri; Batrachoidiformes; Batrachoididae
Product: ensconsin
Exons: 19
Coding region: 265-2493 (742 amino acids)
Biological process (GO): microtubule cytoskeleton organization
Cellular component (GO): microtubule cytoskeleton
Source: RefSeq, a predicted model, not a curated record
CUCGUCAGUCAAAGGUGGAAUCUCCUUUCCUGGUUCCCCCCUCUACUCUGGAAGCUUAGUUUUGGUGCUUUGGAAUUGUUUUUAUUUGAAUUUUUUCUUCUCCUGCUUUUCACUGCUUUUACUGCGGCGUGGACUUUGGAUUUGAAGUUAUCGCUUACAUUUCGCGUAGGAUGUUUUCCAGAAGUGGGAAUGUUGAUCCCGGCCCUCCGAUCUGAGUAGCUGGGGGUUCAACAGGUCCCACUUUGGGAUCACGCCCCUGGAAUCAUGAACCAAAAUCCAGUGUCUUAUUUCCAGGAUGGCAGAUCUUCUUCAGCCACCCGCCCUGGUUCGUCAGGCUCUGGACAGACCUACACACCCACCCUGACCCCUUCCAUGACCCCCACCCCCACGUGCACUCUCACCAGCAAUAGCCCCAAUAACAAUGCAGCCACCAAAGCAGACUCGUUGCUGUUCAACAAGACUGACGAGAGACAGCGGUUGGCCCGUGAACGCAGAGAGGAGCGCGACAAACAGAACGCUGCCAAAGAGGCCCAGUGGCAGGCACGUGAGGAGCGAGCCAGACAGCACUAUGAGAAGCACCUGGAGGAGAGGAAGAGGAGGCUGGAGGAGCAAAGAGCCAAGGAGGAGAAGAGGCGGGCUGCCGUGGAGGAGAAACGGCGACAGAAAAUGGAGGAGGACAGGGUUCGUCAUGAGGCUGUAAUGCGUCGGACGUUGGAGAGGAGCCAGAGAGCCCGACAGAAGCCCAACCGCUGGUCAUGGGGAGGAACAAUGCACACAGACGCUCCCAGCACAGCAGCCGAUGCUGACAGGCGUUCAGUAUCGACGAUGAAUUUAUCCAAACAUGCAGACCCUGUCAUUACCAAACGCCUCUCCUCCUCCUCGGCCACCCUCCUGCACUCUCCAGACCGAGGUCGCGUUCAUGCACAUUUGUCACUGACAGGCUUUCAGACAAGAACCGCCUCCUCUCCUGUCAUUAACAAAGCUCAGUCCAAACCUCGCCUUCUCCAGGGAAAGACAACCCACAACACAAACACAGGCUUCCGCCGGCUUCCGCUGACGCCGUGGGAGAGCACGAUGGUCAACCGCCUGCAGCAGCCAACACACUCCUACUUGGCGCGAAGUCGCAGCGCUGCAAGUCUGUCUGGAGAGCUAACGGCCAUGCCUAUUUGUCCUCGCUCAGUGUCCUGCCACCCCAUGGGCUCCAUGUCCUUCAAGGCUCUGCAGGCCCAACAGCCCCCUCAUUGCCGCAGCCAGGAGAGGACCUUCAGCAGGGAGAUGGCCUCCUCCACCUCUACCACACGCAGGAGGACCACCGGAGGUCCGGAGCAUAAGGACCAAGACUUUGUCCGGAAGUCAUGGAGCAACCUGUCUUUUCCUCUGACUCCCGUUCUCACUUUGCCCCCCAAAAAGCUCUCUACUUCUUCAUGUAAGCUUAGCAAAGUAACACCGCCCUCUCCUGGCAGACCCCCACAGAAGAAUUCCGGACGGCCUCCGACUCCCAAGAUGCUGAAGUCUCCGAGUGCAGAGGAUCCCGGAAACCUUCGUCCGCUCAGGAUCACACCCCUGCUCACCACACCCACCAGAUCAAAAGAAGAGGGCGGAGAGCAGCUCCUCAGUCCUCUGCAGCCUCGACCUCAGCCAGUGGGUCAGAACAAGACGAGUACGGAUCCGACCCCACCAGCAGCCAGUGAGAGUGUCAGCACUCCACCAUCCCAAAAGCCCCCGGCGGGUAUCACAGACCCGGAGGAGGCGAGCCGCAUCCUGUCGGAGAAACGCCGACUGGCCCGCGAGCAGAGGGAGCGAGAGGAAGAGGAGCGCCGCCUGCAGGAGGAGCAGGCAAGGAUAGCCAGGGAGGAGAUGGCUCGCCGCAAAGCAGAGGAGCGAAUGAAGAGAGAGGAGGAGGCGCAGCGCCAAGCAGAGGAGAGCAGGAGGAAAGAGGAGGAGGAGAGGAAAGCAGAGGAAGAGAGACUUGAGAAAGAGAGAGAGGAGGCCGAGAGAGCCCAGAAACAGAAAGAGGAGGAGGAGUCUCGACAGAGAGAGGAGGCGGAGCGAGUGAGGCAAGAGCGUGAGAAGCACUUUCAGAAAGAGGAGGCUGAACGUCUGGAGAGAAAGAAGCGUCUGGAGGAGAUCAUGAGGAGAACGAGGCGUUCAGAUACACCAGAGAAGAAAGUGAUGCCGAGCAGGAACGGAGACACUGCAGUUACUCCUGCAAGUCCUGGUCUGUCUGCAGCGAGUGUGGCAGUCACACAUCAUAGCAACAGCAACAGUCGCCAAGUGAGCCCCGGCAUCACAGCACUGAGUCCAAGGGAGAACGGGGACUUCAAAGAGGUGACUGCACCAUCUUCACAUUCCAGGCUGACUCCUCCUGAGGGAGAGGAGCAGCGCCACCAGCAGGAGAGAGUUCCGGUCCUUGCCUUCAGGGAGAUCGGCCUUCUAAAGCCUCUGAGUGGGAUGGAAGAUUUCUCAGCUCAGCAGGGACCAGAUGUAGCCUGAUGGCAUUAGACCAAGACGAGUCCACGCCCCAGAGAGUAGGAGAGAGGUGGGAAACCGCACAGCUGUUCAACUCUAACAAGGUAGCGGACCUGUAGCAUCACAGCGAGACUCUGCUGAAAGUCUCCGCCUCCAUCAUCCACACUGAAAACGAGUACUGUAGCCAAUCCCCAAAGAUGGUGACUCCAAAGAACUUCUUAAAGCAUCUCCAGAGAGAAGUUGUCUCCCCUCAGCCGGCAUUCCGAGGGGAUCCAGCCAGCUUUGGAGAGGAUAAUCGGCACCCACCACGGUUUGUGUGCGCGAGACAGCAAUAAUUAUGUAAAUCGAGAUCAACUGUACAAUCGCCAGUUGUGAUACUUGAAGCAUUUGUAGCUUUAGUGGGACAAACAAGUUCAGCAACGUUACGACUGAAAGU